Messenger RNA from Budorcas taxicolor (takin), 1144 nucleotides. RefSeq names its product nudix hydrolase 6 (gene NUDT6). Gene Ontology annotation, molecular function: NAD binding; ADP-ribose diphosphatase activity; NADH pyrophosphatase activity. Lineage: Eukaryota; Metazoa; Chordata; Mammalia; Artiodactyla; Bovidae. The record is from RefSeq and is a predicted model, not a curated record. The transcript is spliced from 5 exons. The coding region runs from base 16 to 966 and encodes 316 amino acids.
AGGGUCGGCGCCAAAAUGCCGCCACUGCUGAGGGGGAGCUCCCGGCGUGUGGUCCUUGCUCUGGCCCGCCGCGCAGUGCUCGGUGCAGGGCCCCGCUGGUCCGCGGGCGGUUCAGGUUGCGCUCGGGACUCCCGUUUCGGAGCCGAGGAGCUGCGGGGAGAGCUGGACAGAUUCGGAGGCGUCUCCGUGCGCCUGGGGAGGCUGGACGCUCUGGACCACCUGGACCCGGUCGCCUUCCAGAGGGCCUUGCAGGCUGCAGUACAGAAAUGGAGAUCAGAAGGUAGAGUAGCAGUGUGGCUGCACAUUCCGAUCCUUCAAAGUCGAUUUAUUGCUCCUGCUGCUUCCCUGGGCUUCUGCUUUCAUCACGCAGAAUCAGAUUCAUCUAUGCUGUCUCUGUGGCUGGGAGAUGGGCCCAGCAGAUUACCAGGAUAUGCUACACAUCAAGUGGGAGUUGCAGGAGCUGUAUUUGAUGAAAAUACUAGAAAAAUACUGGUUGUCCAAGAUCGAAAUAAACUGAAAAAUAUGUGGAAGUUCCCAGGAGGCCUGUCAGAGCCUGGAGAAGAUAUUGGAGAUACAGCAGUUCGAGAAGUUUUUGAAGAGACUGGUAUAAAAUCAGAAUUCCGAUCCCUCCUGAGUAUUCGGCAACAGCACACCCAUCCGGGAGCUUUUGGGAAGUCAGAUAUGUAUAUUAUCUGCCGCUUAAAGCCAUAUUCAUUCACCAUAAAUCUUUGCCAGCAUGAAUGCUUAAAGUGUGAGUGGAUGAAUCUCAGUGAUCUAGUCAAGACUAAAAAUACGACUCCCAUCACAAGCAGAGUUGCAAGGCUGCUGCUGUAUGGGUACAAAGAAGGGUUUGACAAAGUUGAUCUGACCAUGGAAGAACUGCCAGCAGUUUACACAGGCUUGUUCUAUAAACUCUAUCACAAGAAACUGCCAGACAAUUACAAAACUAUGACAGGAAUGGAUUAAAUUCAUAUUUACAUGUUUUUAAAAUGUUUAAGUUGUACAUAUAGAUUAAUGUGUGCCAUAUUAUAGGAAGUAGUGGACAUUUGGGUUAAUGACUAAAUAUGACUUUAAUUUUCUAAUGUCUAUAAUUUCCAUGAAGAAAACUUGUUUGUACACAUUUUAAAAGCCUCUUUUCAAAUAA